Molecule: messenger RNA, 315 nt
Organism: Pediculus humanus corporis (human body louse)
Lineage: Eukaryota; Metazoa; Arthropoda; Insecta; Psocodea; Pediculidae
Exons: 4
Coding region: 1-315 (104 amino acids)
Biological process (GO): tRNA splicing, via endonucleolytic cleavage and ligation
Cellular component (GO): tRNA-splicing ligase complex
Source: RefSeq, a predicted model, not a curated record
AUGACCGCCAUUUUAAAUGGAGUUAUUGGUUUUGUUUUGAAAAUCGGUUGUAUUUUUUUCGUUAAAAUGACAUAUACAGAAGAAGAACUUGAAUUACCUGUUCAAAAAUUUGAAUAUUUAGAUCAUACAGCAGAUAAAGUUAAAAUAUUAGAAUUUGAUAAAGAAAAUUUUAAAAUUCGAGCGAAAGGAUAUGGUGAACCUUUUCAAAUUGGAAAACAUCCUCAAGGUGCCGAUGUUAAAGCAAUUACUUAUUCGAAUAUGCAAAUUUAUGAUAAACAAAAUCAACAUGAAGUUUUUGUUAUUGUUGAUAUUUGA